AUGUCCCGUGUCAAGUUCCAGGAACGGGGACAUGAGACAAGUCCUACCUCACCACUCCUCCUCUUUUAUCUAAACCCUUCCUUGGUUAGGUAUUGCUAUUGUAUCUCGCGGUCUCAGAACAUGCAGUCAGCACCGUCCUGGCGCGAGAAGGGAACUAAGCAGCUGGCAAUCUACUACGUGAGUAAAGCCCUCCUGGACGCGGAAACCCGCUAUAGCCAUCUUGAGAAAUUGGCCCUAGCCCUAAUGGUCGCCGCUCGAAAGUUUCAGCCUUAUUUUCAAGCUCACCCAAUUGUGGUCAUUACCUCCUUCUCGAUAAAGCUGGUCCUUCACAAGCUUGAGGUUUCCGGAGGACUGGCAAAAUGGGCAGUCGAACUUGGGGAAUACGACGUGAUCUUCAGGCCAGCCACGGGGAUUAAUUCCCAAGUCCUAGCAGAUUUUGUAGCCGAAUUCUCUCCAACUCUGCUCCUGGCUCUCGAACAGGAGAUACAUCUCAGGAACGGGGUAGAAGAAGAAGGAGAAUGGACCUUGCAUGUAGACGGCUCCAGUAACGUUCGAGGGGCAGGAGUACGGAUCGUGCUCAUGUCUCCAACAGGGAACACGGCCUCGAGAGCCGUAAGAUGUAACUUCAAAGCAACGAAUAACGAGAGCGAGUAUGAGGCCUUGAUCGCUGGAUUAUCGCUCGCCCACCAGCUGGGUGCAGAAAAUAUCCAAGUUUACAGUGACUCCCAACUAAUUAUCAAUCAAGCACAAGGAGGAUACCAGGCUAAAGACGAUAGCAUGAUCCGGUAUCUGGCAGUCGCGCAGCGUCUCAUCAAGAAGUUCAAAAGCUGCAAAUUCACUCAGAUUCCCAGAGAACAGAAUUCUCAAGCCGACACUUUGGCUAACCUAGGGUCCGCCAUUGAGACGCACACCCAGAUGAGUAUCCCUUUGCUGGUACUCCAAUGGCCGGCCACCCUAGUAGAGCCAUCGAACGAGGAGGUCUCCGCCAUUGAAGAGGAAGAAACAUGGAUGGCUCCCUUAGUCCGAUAUCUAGAGGAUGACAUACUCCCAGAAGACCGCAAUGAGAGCAGGAAAAUUAAGAAGAAAGCUGCUAGAUACUGGCUCUCUCAGGGAAAGCUAUACCGCAGGUCAUUCUAUGGCCCAUACCUGAGAUGCGUCACACCCCGUGAAGCAGCUAGGAUCCUGGUGGAACUACACGAGGGAGAUUGUGGGUCUCACUCCAGCAGAAGAAGCCUAGUAUUGAAAGCUAAAAGAGCGGGAUACUACUGGCCCACGAUGGCCGAGGACUCCAAUCAAAAGGCUAGACUCUGCGACAAAUGCCAAAGACACGCUCCAGUUUCUAAAAUACCUCCAGAGAAUCUCAAGUCCAUAACCUCACCCUGGCCUUUCAGGAAAUGGGGCAUGGACAUAGUGGGGAAAUUUCCCAUGGCGCCGGGGCAGAAGGUUUUUCAAAGUGGGUUGAGGCAGAAGCACUCAGCAAGAUUACCGACCUCCAAAUCACAAAAUUCAUAUGGACUCACGUGA
Messenger RNA from Brassica oleracea var. oleracea, 1524 nucleotides. RefSeq lists its product as uncharacterized. The transcript has a single exon. The record is from RefSeq and is a predicted model, not a curated record. Gene Ontology annotation, molecular function: nucleic acid binding; RNA-DNA hybrid ribonuclease activity. The coding region runs from base 1 to 1524 and encodes 507 amino acids. NCBI's taxonomy places the organism in Eukaryota, Viridiplantae, Streptophyta, Magnoliopsida, Brassicales, Brassicaceae.